This is a messenger RNA of Saitoella complicata NRRL Y-17804, 1824 nucleotides long. RefSeq lists its product as uncharacterized. Gene Ontology annotation, molecular function: protein binding. The transcript has a single exon. NCBI's taxonomy places the organism in Eukaryota, Fungi, Ascomycota, Saitoellomycetes, Saitoellales, Saitoellaceae. The record is from RefSeq and is a predicted model, not a curated record. Bases 62 to 1549 code for a protein of 495 amino acids.
GAAGAAAUGGUCUGAUAUAGCGCAGCGUCACGGAAUCAAAGAUAGCAUCGUUCUGCAUCAUAUGGUUUUGAAUGUAUAUUCUCAAACGGGCGACUUAGCUAUGGCUAUCAAAAGUCUUGAAACCAUGGUCGCUGCUGGUGUUGUUCCGAACAACCACGUCUUUUCUUCCAUGGUGGCUCUUUUUGCCAGAAGGAAGGACAUCGAUGGUGCUGUCAUGUGUUUCGAAUGGAUGCAACAAGGCCUUCGUCUGAAACCGGACGCUACUGAUGUUGGCGCUCUCCUGAAUGCAUAUGUUGAAGUGGGAGACAUGAAGGGAGCUGAUGACUUCUUCCGGGCGAUCUCAGAGUCCUACGGUGUGAAGAGGAACGUGGCGCAUCAUAAUAUAAUGAUGAAAGGUUGGAUGAUCCAGAAGAAGUUUGCCAAAGUGCUAGCCACUUUUGAUGCCAUGCGUGAUGCUGAACUUCGGCCGGAUGCCGAGACGUAUAAUAUGAUAAUACAAGCACACUGCGCAAUGCAUGAGAUGGGGGUAGCUGAGGACUGCCUGAGACGCAUGCGGGCGUCAGAUCGAAUUAAGCCAAAUGCGUAUCAUUACACGACGUUGAUGAUCGCUUAUCUCAAGCAACACGACACUCAAAGUUGUUCAGAAGUAUAUGAGCAGAUGUUGGACGAUGGUGUGCAGCCAACUUUCCUCACGUACACGGUUGUGAUGCAGUUAUACCUUUCAAGAGGUGGUCCUAGUGGUCUUCGGCGUGCAAAUGACUUGCUGGAGGAGAUUAUCGCGCGCCAGGACAGGCUGGAUCUUACCUCUAAAUAUGCUCCUCGAACCUCAGUUCCUCCCUUCUUGUUCAUGCCAGUACUGAAGAGAAAUGGUGCUUUAUAUGGCUCUACUGCUGCACGGCAAGUUUUCGAUCGAUUCAUCGACGUUGUUGGCGCACUGCCAGACUUGCAGAUGUUGGCAACUCUGAUGCUGUCAUAUUACCGUGGUAACUCUUACGAGAUGGUGGAACGCUUGUGGAAGCUGGUCAGAGCUCGGGCGCAUGAGUUAUCGCGUACUAUCAAGAUAACCUCGGAAGGCAUAGAGCUGGAUACAGCAACCAUACGGAACUCGCGACAUUUGUGUGAGCCGUUACUCGUAUAUCUCCAGUCUCUGCGCGACCAACGCGCUUACGAUAAAGUCGAUGAAGUAUGUGCAGGUUUGCUUCAGGACGGAUAUGCUUUUGACGCUGCUGUGUGGAACACUCUCGUCACGUUGUAUACGGAAUCGGGACGGUUACACCUUGCUUUACGCAUUGUUGAAGAGAAGUUGAUUGAUGGCAACGCAGCCUACAACGAAAAUCAUGCUGACAUGAAGGCCGGUACCAUACCCGCCGGCUAUACACAUGUUGAAUUCUGUGCAUACUCUGGAACCGGUCAAAAACUGAAAGAAGCUGUGUCAAGAAAUUUGAGAGGACACGACGGCAAGGAAGGAGCAAUGUAUGAUGAGCUUUUUGAAAAGUAUCCAAAAACAAUGUCGUGGUUAAAACGGUUCAGAUCGAGAAGGGACCGAUAAGUAUAUUAGCGUUGUUGACUUUGUUUUGCAUGGGGCACGUCCCCAUUGGGUUUUAUUAGUGUCACUAUCGGUACGGCGUAUGGAGUACUGCAUCAGAGGAGCAUUGAGAUUCUACCAUUCAAAUACUCUUCGUCCAUAGACUCCGAACAUCAUAGUAGCCAGACCGAGUAGACCCGCUAUGACCAUAUAUCGGUUUUGCAUACCAGCUUCGUGACUCUUCCGAUGCAUCGGCUCUUCCAUGGCCAUCCCUUCCCUUGUAGCUUUAUCAAGCAGCU